AUGAGUAUCGACUAUGAAUACCGCCCUACGAUUUCUUAAUUUUCUUUUUUGUCAAAUAUAUAAAUAUUUCUCAAUAUAUUUUUCCAAGAAAAAAAAAUAAUUUUCUCAUAUACGUAGGCUGGCAAUUACUUAAUGAAAAGAGUUUAAGAUUGUAAGUGUGUUCUUUUUAACAUUUCCUCAAUAAUAUCGUUUUUGUUUCUUUACAAUAUUCAACGUAAUAAAAAUCGAGAUUUUAUGACCCCCCCCCAAAAAAAAUGUGUUACAUCAAUUGUCUGUGUUUAAUUUGUGCAAUAAAAGUGGCUUCUUGACAGCAUUAAUUAACGGAUAAAAGAAACAAAAUAAAAAUUUUCAAGCGCUAUUUUUAUCAGUUAUUUUUGUUUUUUUUUGUGUUUUUUUACAGUAAUUAGGAAUUAAAUUUAUUACCUAAAAUGACGGGUGAAAUAUCUUUUAACAAUAAACGUGAUGUUAAUACAUUAAACAAUUGUGAAAGUAAAUUAUUAGGAAAUAAUCUCGAAAUUCCAAUGAAAAAUAUUCGUGUACCUGAAACUUCUAUUGGACAAGGAACAGAACUUCCAAAACGAAUAUAUGUCAAUCCCAAUUAUGGUGUGAAAAAACAUUUAAUUCACGUUAAUCCAAAUCUACAUACAAAAACGUCGAUACACAUAAAUCCAAAAUUAAAUUCAAAAUCAACAAUAGCAAUAAAUUCAAAAAUUGAUAAUACAAAGACGACAUCAAUUUACAUAAAUCCGAAAUUAAAUUCAAAAGUGGAACAAAAAUCAUUAGUUCACGUGAAUAUAAAAUUAAAUCCGAAACCAACAAUAGCAAUUAAUCCAAAAAUCUCGCCAAAAUCAUCAAUUUACGUGAAUCAAAAACUGUCGACAACAACAGUAAAUGCAAAAAUGUACACAAAUAAAUCAAUUUACGUUAAUCCAAAAAUUGUACAAAACAUGAAUAUUGUCAAGAAUUUACAAGAAAAUAUCAAUAAUAUUGACAAUAUAAAUAGUGAAAAAAAAUUAGAACAAAAUUCAUCAAAAAAUUAUGUACAAAAAUCAGUUCACGUAAAUCCAAAAUUAUUAAAAACAUUCACUUCUUCAAAAACUCUUUCAUUGAAAACUAAUAAACCUAAUGAAUCAAUUAAUUCUAAUGUUUAUUCAAAAUCAAAUAUUAAAACUAUUGGAUCAACUAAAUUUAUUAAUUCAAAUUUUUCAAUUGUAUCACGUCGAAAAUUAAUAAGAGUAAAGCGAAAUUUUAAAGCAAAUACUUUAACAAUUUCGCCAAAUAAAAUGAGAAAUCAAUUUGAUAAUAAAGUGUUAUUGAAAAAAACUCAAGUCAAUGGAAAUAGUUUAUCAACAUUGCCCACUACAAGUCAAAUUCAAUUAAAUAGUCGUUUAAAAUUCAUUAAAAGUAAAACAAAAUUAAACGCGUAUAAAAUCGAUAGAAUUGCCGUGCAAAAAGGAAAAAACAAAACUUCUACUGAUGCAAAAGUAUCGGGUAAUUUUAAAAAAUUAGUCUCCAUUGAAGGAAUUCGUUACAAUUCAUCAAAAAAUAAAUUGAUACGCCGAAACAGUACUAGUCCAACAAAAAAAAAACGUACAAAAACACAAGAUCAAUUUUUCAUAGCGUCUAAUGGAAAAGCACUUAGACGAAUUGAUGCGACAAAAAAAGGUCAUAAUUCAGCAAGUAGAUUUUCAUCUACUUUAAAUCGAAAUACAUUUAUUAAAAGAACAUCAUUUGUUUCAUUGAAACAAACUGUGAAAAGUAAUAUGAGCAAUAAAGUUAAACAAAGGAGUAUACAACUUUUGCGUAAUAAAAUGCGCAAAAAUAAUCAACCUUGUCUUUUUUUCCAAAAAUUUGGCUAUUGUGCUAAUCAAACAAAAGGAACGUGUCACAAGGUUCAUGAUAAAAAGCAAAUUUCACUUUGUAAGAAUUUCCUCCAAGGCAAAUGUUUAGUGGAAAAUUGUAAACUUUCACACGAUGUGGGUCCAGAAAAAAUGCCUACAUGUAAGUAUUUUUUAGAAGGUUGUUGUUCACGCGACAAAUGUCCAUAUCUUCAUGUGAAAGUUUCGGAAAAAACUCCCAUAUGCCGAGAAUUUCUCCAAGGUUACUGUGCAAAGGGCAGUGAGUGCAAAGAACGUCAUAUUUUUGCGUGUCCCGAAUUUGAAAAAGAGGGAAAAUGUAGUAAAGGUAAACAAUGUCCUUAUCCACAUAAAUCGAAAACAAAUAAGACAUCACGUACUUUACAUGUCAACAAUAAAGAAUCGUCAAUAUUGGAAGCUUCCAGUAUUGAUGAUCUCACUUGUACAAUAAUAGAAAGUAGAAAACGUUAUUAUGACAAUUUAAAUGAAGAUUUGGAAGAAAAACGAGAGAGAAUGUUAAGAAAAUUGAAAAUCAUCAAAUCAACACAAAAUCAAAGUGACGUGAGUACAAUUAUUGAAAAUAAAAAUGAAGAACAAGAGGUAAAUAUCGAAAUGGAUACGAUAAAUUAUGUGCCAAGAAAAAGGCCUCCAGUUGGUAAUUUACCUUCUUAUAUACCAAUUAAUUGAAGUAAUUUUUCAUUUUAA
Molecule: messenger RNA, 2561 nt
Organism: Leptopilina boulardi
Lineage: Eukaryota; Metazoa; Arthropoda; Insecta; Hymenoptera; Figitidae
Gene: ZC3H3
Exons: 6
Coding region: 429-2543 (704 amino acids)
Cellular component (GO): nucleus
Molecular function (GO): metal ion binding
Source: RefSeq, a predicted model, not a curated record